UACAAAUCUCUCGUGUCAAAUUGUAGCUUGUAAAGAUCAAAAAGUGAACAGAGCGCGAAGAAUCAUGUUAUCCAUAAGACAACAUUUCACAUAAAUCAUCCUGCAUCAAGUCUAACGUCGCGUUAUUUAAAUUGCUAAGUAGAUUAAAAAACUGGAGCAGCAUACUGAUCGUAACGCGAGUAUCAAAGUUCUUUUAAUUAUACAAGUGGUGCGACAUUAGCGCCUGAUAGAAGACUCACGGUUCAUUGGCGAGAUAUCAGCGACUCUGUUUUGCGGACAUGUGUUAAUGAAACUAGUAAAGUAGAGAUCAUGCUUAUCAAUAUUUAUUCGCUCUGUCAUGUCAUCAGCAUAAAUGCAAUAUGGACGUCUCAAGAGCGUUACAUUGAGAAACAAAUCAGUUAAGUGGAAGUAUUCUCCGCAUUGCAGUGGAAUCCGCGUAUUUCCCGCGUCCGCGCCUCACGGCUAUUUCUACUCGUGAUAUAUUCAGCACUGAACGCACUAAAUCACUAAACACGCUCGGACACUGUUUCGUAAUUUAUUCCAAAUAGAAUUGUUUUGUGGUGUACGUUAACAUGUGUAGAACCGGAAGAAAGGAUUGAAAAAGUUGAUACAGAAAGAACGUUAAAUAAGAUUGAUAGUGUGUUUUUAGUGUUAAAUUAGCAUUGAUGAGUGAUUAUUUGCCAUUGUAAACAAUUCACAAUGUAAAUUAUUCAUGAGAUAAGAGCGAUAACUUGAUAUUUUGGAAAAAAACAAUGUCGUACGUCUGCAGGAAGCAGAUAUCAACGUAGGGAAUUCUGCUACCUAACAGGAAAAUGUUUAAAUCUUACUGGUGACUAAGUACAGAUAACGUCGAUUAUGUGAGAUAACACUAUAUAUGGACUUUCCUCAACUAUAUUAUGCCCCCAGUGUUUAUAAACUUUUAGUUCGUGUCUGACUUGUGUAAACGACACAAGUGUGAAAAAAUGCUUUCUUCAUUAAAUCCGGUUUCGCGAUACGUCGCGUCUGGAGUUUUAAAUCAACAUUGUUCACGAUGCUUUUCUACGUUGCAUGCUAAUUUUCGAGAAAGACGACAGCUGCGAAAAUCAAUUAUUCAAGCGAGGGCUAAUUUUUGUCAAGCAAACAAAGCUGCUCAUAUGUUCAAUCCUGGUGAAUUUCCAAUAUUAGAUAAAACCGUUGGACAGUUAUUAGGCGAAGCGGCUGCAACGUGGCCGGAGCGGACCAGCGUCGUUUCGAUCCCGCAAAACAUUCGUCUAACGUUCUCCGAACUUCUUCGACGGGCUGACACGUUGGCCGCCGGUUUCAAGAAGUUGGGCAUGAAGAAGGGCGAUCGACUGGGCAUUUGGGGUCCGAAUAGUCUCGAGUGGCUCAUAGCUUCCCUGGCUGCUUCAAGGGCAGGAUUUAUCGUCGUCGCUAUUAAUCCCGCUUAUCAACAGAAUGAACUAGUGUACUGUCUGCAAAAAGUUGGCGUGAAAGCGAUCGUCUCACCCGAUAUAUUUAGAACGCAGAACUAUCCGCAGAUGCUGCUCGCCGCCAAAGAAAUGUGUCCCACUUUGAAACACAUCAUCAUUUAUUCCGCUGAUCAUGUGACCGGUACGCAUCGUUUCGCUGAUGUCGAGGCAUCGCCGACAAAAGCGGAAGUGGAUGCGAUUGCUGCUGAGCAGACUGAAAUAUCAUGCAACGACGGAUGCAAUAUACAGUUCACGUCCGGUUCCACCGGAAGGUCAAAGGCUACACUAAUUUCGCAUAAAUCGCUCGUAAACAAUAGCAAAGAGGCUACGCAAAGAGCGAAGAUAAAUAUCGAGAACAAAAUAUGUUUAAACAUGCCACUGUUCCACGCAUUUGGGAUGGUGAUGGGACAAUUACUCAUCCUUCACACAGGAAACACUCUCGUUAUGGAAGGACACUACUUCGAUCCGAUAAAAACCUUGAAGGCGAUAGCGCAAGAAAAGUGUGCCGUAACGUACGGAACGCCAACUAUGUGGGUGAACUUAGUCGAGGCGCAGCAGCGGUUACAGCUACCGAUAGACAGCCUUCAGGCAGGAAUUACCGGUGGUGCACCAGCUUCUUCUGAACUCUUCAAGCGAAUACGAGGAGUGCUUCGCUUCGACGACAUAAUGAGCAUAUACGGUCUCACCGAAACGACGGCUAUCGUAUUUCAAUCGAUUCGCGGGGAGAAUAAACACUUUGCGGAGAACACUGUAGGCCAUUUGGCGAAUCAUGUUGAAGCAAUGGUUGUCGAUCAAAAUGGUUUACCGGUCCCGUUUGGAACACGUGGCGAACUUUGGACACGCGGAUAUUGCAAUAUGUUAUAUUAUUGGGACGACGAAGAAAACACAAAGAAGACUUUAACGCAGGAUGGUUGGCUGAAAACUGGCGAUCAGUUUAUCCUUCAAGAAAACGGAUAUGGUGUUAUAGUUGGAAGAAUUAAAGACAUGCUAAUUCGCGGAGGAGAAAAUAUCUUUCCUAAGGAGAUUGAAGACUUUCUAAUGAUCCACCCUAAAAUAUUAGAGGCGCAAGUAUUUGGAGCGUAUGACGAAGUUUACGGAGAAGAGAUUUGUGCGUGCAUUCUACUUCGCGAUGGUACCAGCAUGACGAAGCAGGAGUUGAAAGAUUAUUGUAAAGGCAAAAUAGCCCACUUCAAAAUACCGCGUUAUAUAGAAUUUGUAAAAGAAUAUCCAAAGACAACUAGUGGAAAAAUUCAGAAAUUUCGUUUAAAAGAACAAAUGGAGAGCAGAGGUGUAAUACCAACGGCGUCAACUCAAUCGUGACAAUUUUAAUUGUUAUAAUUAGAAAUUUGUAAAUUAAUUAUACAUUUAAUUACAAUUAUAAA
Linepithema humile (Argentine ant) is the source of this 2830-nucleotide messenger RNA. The record is from RefSeq and is a predicted model, not a curated record. NCBI's taxonomy places the organism in Eukaryota, Metazoa, Arthropoda, Insecta, Hymenoptera, Formicidae.